Owenia fusiformis is the source of this 1625-nucleotide messenger RNA. The record is from the annotation of a GenBank genome assembly. NCBI's taxonomy places the organism in Eukaryota, Metazoa, Annelida, Polychaeta, Sabellida, Oweniidae.
AACUAUAGAAACUGAAUCCUGUAAUGCCCAAGCUUGCCCUGUUGAUGGAGGUUGGAGUGAAUGGGUUGUUGGAGAUUGCCCUGUAACAUGUGGUGGAGGUACUAGAACAAACACUCGUCAAUGCAACAACCCUCCACCAAUCAAUGGGGGAAAACAGUGUGAUGGCUUGAAUAGAGAAUCUGAAAUCUGUAAUACACAACUUUGCCCUGUUGAUGGACGUUGGAGUGAAUGGAAUGUUGGAGAUUGCUCUGUGUCAUGUGGCGGAGGUAGUAGAACAAACACUCGUCAAUGCAACAACCCUCCACCAAGCAACGGGGGAAAACAAUGUGACGGCUCAACUACAGAAACUGAAUCCUGUAAUGCCCAAGCUUGCCCUGUUAAUGGUGGCUUCUCAGAUUAUGUAUGUGGAGAUUGUUCAGUGACAUGUGGAGAUGAUGGCGUAGAGACUUGUACACGCUCAUGCACCAACCCUAGCCCAUUAAAUGGUGGUCUGCAGUGUGUUGGAGAGACAACAAAGACGCAGCCUUGCACUGACUCACCACGCUGUAGAUUGCGUCCUACCGGUGGAACUUUAGAUGAGGGAGGUUUUGGUGUUGCCGGGAUUACAACUGUGCAAGCGGUUGCUACUACUACAACAGAGUCUACUACUCUCCCAACAGAAGCUACUGCUCCCCCAACAGAGGCUACUCCUACCCAGACAGUGGCUACAACAGAGGCACCAGUAGUUAUAACAUUACCUGUUUUUAAUGAGACAGCUCUUCCACCAUUUUCUAACUGUCAGUGCCCAGAAGGCUGGCUUAGUCAUGGCUGUACAGAAGAUGAUCCCACAAGAGGAUGUGCAAAAUGGUAUUUCGAUCAAGUGACGUGGGAGACAGCUGAGGCACAGUGUGUUGAAGAUGGGGGGCAUCUAUUGUGGAACACUGAGGAUGAGGCUGAAUGUUUGGAGGACUUCUUAGAGGCUUGUAUAGAUGAAGAAGAUUUGAAAGGAGCUGAUUGGUGGACAUGUGGAACAACGCCAUCUGGUGAAGAGAUUGAUACAAUCUGGUCAUGUGAUGGAGGUGUAAAACGUAGCAAAAGACAUAGUCAUUCUGGCCAGAGGACAGAAUAUAGUGGUCAUUCUGGCCAAAAGACAAAGUAUGGCGGCUAUUCCGGCCAGAGGACAAGAUACAGCGGCCAUUCUGGCCAAAAGACAAAGUAUGGCAGCUAUUCCGGCCAGAGGACAGGAUACGGUGGUCAUUCUGGCCAGACAACAAGAUACAACAGCCAUUCUGACCAGAAAACAAAAUACAGUGGCCUGUCUGGCCAGAAGACCAAAUACAGCAGCUAUUCUGACCAGAAGACGAGAUAUGGUGGCUAUUCUGGCCAGAAGACUAGAUAUGGUGGCCAUUCUGGACAAAAGACAAGAUAUGGUGGCCAUUCUGGACAAAAGACAAGAUAUGGUGGCCAUUCUGGACAAAAGACAAGGUACAGUGGCCUUUCUGACCAGAAAACAAAAUACAGCAGCCUAUAUGACCAGAAGACAAGAUAUGGUGGCCAUUCUGGCCAGAAAACCAAAUACAGUGGCCUAUCUGACCAAACGACGAGGUACAGUGGCCAUUCUGGCCAAAAGACGAGAUACAGUGGCA